Messenger RNA from Rhizoctonia solani, 1371 nucleotides. RefSeq names its product Retrotransposable element Tf2 protein. Bases 1 to 1371 code for a protein of 456 amino acids. The record is from RefSeq and is a predicted model, not a curated record. NCBI's taxonomy places the organism in Eukaryota, Fungi, Basidiomycota, Agaricomycetes, Cantharellales, Ceratobasidiaceae. The transcript is spliced from 2 exons.
AUGUUUGUGAAAAAAGCAGAUGGUUCCUUAUGGCUGGUGGUGGAUUAUAGGAAGCUCAAUGACAUCACACACAAGGAUAUUUAUCCACUCCCAAGGCAGGAUGACCUCAUGGCAAAGCUAAGGCAUGCUAAGAUUUUCAGCAAGCUAGAUCUGAGGUGGGGAUAUAACAAUGUCCAAAUCAAGGAAGGAGACAAAUGGAAGACAGCUUUCCAGACUAAAUAUGGCCUAUUUGAAUACCUUGUCAUGCCUUUUGGACUCACAAAUGCCCCUGCAGCGUUCCAACACUUCAUAAACAACCUAUUUAGGGAUCUAAUUGACAUUACCAUAGUCAUCUAUCUAGACAACAUACUGAUCUUCUCAGAGGACCCUAAAGACCGUCCCACUCAUGUUAGGGAAGUCCUCUCAUGCUUAAUGAAGAAUCAGUUGUUCUGCAAAUUAUCAAAGUGCCACUUCCAUGUCACUACAGUUGAUUACCUGGGCAUUGUCAUAUCCCCAGCAGGAUUCUCCAUGGACCAGAAGAAAAUCAAGGCUGUCACAUCUUGGCCCCAACUGUUAAGAGUUGUAACAGUCAAACAGACCCAGGCUUUCCUAGGCUUUGUCAACUACCUUUGGCGGUUUAUCCCAAACUUCAGUUCUGUUGCGCAUCCUCUCCACAACCUCACCAAGAAGGAAACCCCCUGGUCAUGGGGCAACCUAGAGGAUCAUGCUUUUCAGGAACUGAAAUCCCUAGUCACCAAGGCACCAGUACUCAUCCACUUAAACCCUGAGCUCCCUUACUACCUGGAAACAGAUGCAUCAGGGGUAGCCAUGGGGGCAAUACUUAGCCAACAAGGGGAAGAUAACUGCUUACACCUGGUUGCAUAUAUGUCAAAGUCCUUCUCAGGUGCCAAAGCCAACUAUGAUACACAUGAUAAGGAGCUUCUGGCAAUAAUCAAAGCCCUGGAAGAAUGGCACAUACUCCUGGAAGCCACAAACAAACCAAUUCAAGUCUUCACCAACCACAGAAACUUGGAAUACUGGAUGCAGGCAAGAAUGUUCAAUCAAAGACAUGCCCAAUGGCACGUAUUCCUAAGCAACUUCAAUUUUGAGAUACAUUAUUGCCCAAGAAAACAGUCAGGAAAGCCAGAUGCGUUGUCUAGAAGAUUGGAUUAUUUGGACAAAGUACAGGAACCAGAGAUCAUGCUACCACCAGAAGUAUUUGCCAACACAUCCAAGGAGGAAUUCAAAAUUGUCACAGAAAUAUGCUCCAAACUAAGGGAGGACCCUUCCAUUGAGCCUAUUAUCCAAUUCCUAACCAAAGAUGCAGACAAUGCGCCUCCCUCAAUCCAGAAGGCAUACAGAGACUACAACUGGGAGGAAGACCUCCUAUAG